Eucalyptus grandis is the source of this 1262-nucleotide messenger RNA. RefSeq names its product imidazoleglycerol-phosphate dehydratase 1, chloroplastic. The transcript is spliced from 8 exons. Gene Ontology annotation, biological process: L-histidine biosynthetic process. NCBI's taxonomy places the organism in Eukaryota, Viridiplantae, Streptophyta, Magnoliopsida, Myrtales, Myrtaceae. The record is from RefSeq and is a predicted model, not a curated record. Gene Ontology annotation, molecular function: imidazoleglycerol-phosphate dehydratase activity. Bases 97 to 939 code for a protein of 280 amino acids.
CUACCUAAAAAAGGGCGCCGUUUGGCUCCUUCAUCCCGUCGUUUCGCCCUUCUGGCCAUCGUUUCUCCGGGAGCUCGCCUGCGAACCGCAGCGCGAAUGGAGCUCUCCCUCCCUUCUCAUCUCGCCUCCUGCAAUCCCACUCCCUCGGCUCAGCUACCGAAGGCCGUCGCUAGGGUUUCUCCGGUGAGCCUCUCCGGCGGCGCCUCUCGUAUCCGCCUCUUCUCCGGCAAGGGCCGCCGCUCCAUGGAAGACGCUCCCGCCCGGAGUCCCGUUGUCUCGUGCUCCUCCUCUCUCCAGAACAACGGAACUCCUGCCCCGGCAGCGCCUGCGAUCGGCACCGGUAGCCGGAUUGGGGAGGUGAAAAGGGUUACGAAGGAGACGAAUGUGGCUGUGAAGAUUAACUUGGACGGCACGGGGGUCGCCGAUAGCAGCACUGGCAUUCCCUUUCUCGAUCACAUGUUGGAUCAACUUGCUUCGCAUGGACUGUUCAAUGUUCACGUAAGGGCAACUGGUGACAUUCACAUUGACGAUCAUCACACAAAUGAAGAUGUUGCUCUUGCCAUUGGAACAGCUUUGCUGCAAGCACUUGGUGACAGAAAAGGGAUACACCGGUUCGGUGACUUUUCAGCUCCUCUGGAUGAAGCACUCAUUCAUGUUGCACUGGAUUUAUCUGGCCGACCACAUUUAAGUUUUGAUUUGCAAAUACCAACACAGAGGGUUGGAACAUAUGACACUCAGCUGGUGGAGCACUUUUUCCAGUCUUUGGUGAAUACUUCUGGCAUGACACUUCACAUAAGGCAGCUAGCUGGAAAAAACUCACACCAUAUUAUUGAGGCAACAUUUAAAGCCUUCGCAAGAGCUCUUAGACAAGCUACAGAAUAUGACUUACGGCGCCAAGGGACCAUUCCAAGCUCGAAAGGGGUGCUAUCACGUACUUGAUGAGGACAAUCCUUUCAUUGAACUGAAGCUGGAUUUGGGUAGCCCUUAAGAAGCAAGCAUUGUUUGAUCGAUUGGGAUUGUCAAAGAUUUCUCAAUGUACUGCUGAAGCAACAGAAACAAGAAACAAGAACCAGACGUUUUUUUUUUGGUCAGAAAAAGGAAACGACUUCCAUUACUGGGAAAAAGUAGGUGGAUACACUUCGUUUGCUUCAGAACAUAGAAGCUCUAAGAGAGCUGGAGGUGGUUGAAUAACCCAAUUUUGUGAUAAUUUGUUUUUUCUCUGGGCUCUAAUAAUCCAGUCAGCAAUCCUAUUAGACCCUCUU